Messenger RNA from Dunckerocampus dactyliophorus (ringed pipefish), 6296 nucleotides. RefSeq names its product gastrula zinc finger protein XlCGF57.1-like. The record is from RefSeq and is a predicted model, not a curated record. Gene Ontology annotation, cellular component: nucleus. The coding region runs from base 3594 to 5309 and encodes 571 amino acids. Gene Ontology annotation, biological process: regulation of transcription by RNA polymerase II. NCBI's taxonomy places the organism in Eukaryota, Metazoa, Chordata, Actinopteri, Syngnathiformes, Syngnathidae. The transcript is spliced from 3 exons. Gene Ontology annotation, molecular function: RNA polymerase II cis-regulatory region sequence-specific DNA binding; DNA-binding transcription factor activity, RNA polymerase II-specific.
GCUACAAAGUGAGAGCAUCCUGAAUUUCUCCCGUUGCGGGCGGAACAAAUCAAGUCUCCUGCUGUUUAAAGUAGAACUGUGCAUGGACAUUUCAGUCAUUUCAAAUAACAAACGGGACAGCCAUGUGGAAAAUGCUGCCAAUCCUCAGUCAAGUCAGUGGAAAGGAAGCAGAGAUCCACAAGGGAUGUUGUAACCACCAGUUCAAGUGUUGUACUAGUCAUUAAACAAAAAUAGUGAUUUAACUGCCUUCUGGGAAGACAUUCUUUGCCCUCUGCCUUUUUUAAUUGAACUGUGAAUCGACCACGACCACGACCACGGCAAUCCCAACUGAACUCAGCCUGCCAGAAGGACGUAUUGCGCAUGUACGGGGACAAAGUACGCUGUCAAGUUUUAUUCAUGCAUUUCAAUGUCCGGAAUUCGUAGGUAAAAGAUGAAAUUACGAGAUAAAAAGUUGAAAUUAUGAUAAUAAAAAGUCAGAAUUAUGAGAUAAAACAUGAGAUAAAAAAGUUGAAAUUACGGGAAAAAAGUCACAAUGUCUAAAUUAGGAAAUAAAAAGUCAGAAUUAUGAGAUUAAAAAGUUGAAAUUACAAAAUAAAGUCGAAAUUCGGAGAUAAAAACUCAUAAUUAUGAGAUGUUAAAAAAUCACAAUUAUGAGAAAGGAAAGUCAUAAUAUUGAGAUAAAAAAAUCGAAAUACAAGAUAAAAAGUCAUAUAAUGUUUAAAUUAUUAAAUGAAAAGUCAGAAUUAUGAGGUAAAAAAUUGAAAUUACAAGAUAAAACAUCGAAAUUCUGAAAGAAAAAGUCAAAAUUGCAAGAUAAAGUGAAAUUAUUAGAUUAAAAAGUCAUAAUUUUGAGAUAAAAUGUCAAAAUUACUAGGUAAAGUCGAAAUAAUGUGGUAAAACGUCAUCAUUCUGAGAAAAAUCAUAAUUGAGAGUCAUAAUUAUGAGAUAUAAAGUAAUGAUUAUAAGAUAAAAAAUCAAAAUUAUGAGAUAAGUCAUCAUUAUGAAAUAAUUAUUUCAUAAUUAGGAAAUAAAAAUCGAAAUUACGAGAAAAAAGUCAUAAUGUCUAAAUUAUGAAAUAAGUCAGAAUUAUGAGCUAAAAAAUGAAAAUACAAGAUAAAGUCGAAAUUAUGAGAUAAAACGUCAUAAUUAUGAGAUUCAAAAUAUCUAAAUUACGAGAUAAAAAAUCUGAGAUUUUUAAAAAUCAAAAUUAUGAGAUAAAGUCAUAAGUAGGAGAUAAAAAGUCAUAAUGAGAUUUUUUAAAAAUCUGAAUUAGGAGAAAAGUCAUAAUUAGGAGAUAAAAAGUCGAAAUUAUGAAAUAGAAAGUCCCGAAUUGUGAGAUUUAAAAAAAUCGAAAUUAAAAAAUUAAAUCGAAAUUAUAAUGCUUCAGGUGUGUGCGGCAAUCCCAAUUGAACGCAAUCUGCCAGAGGGACGUACUGCGCAUGCGUGCGCCGCCCAUAGUUUUAGAAACGUAUCUACGGGAAGUUCUUGGUGACAAAAUACAUUGUUCGGUGUGAUGUAUACAUUUGAAUGUGCGUCAUUGUGCAAAUGAAUGUUUUAUUCAUUUUGGGUAGCUCCGGAGCUGGGGUUCCACCGUAAAGAAAUGUGUCUGUCGCACGGGACGUCACUUCCGCCAGAUGCCGUCUCGAUUUGGGUCAAUGGGCCUCAUUCACAAACAUCUUCUUAAAAGUCUUCUUAAGAAGUGUACUUAAGAAGGCGCGGGUUGGAAACUGCGCCACAUUCACGACACGUUCUUAAGUAGGGAUAAUCGUUCGCACCGGUGUUCUUAGGUUGAUGAAUGCCAACUGCGAUGCCCGUGCAUGUGAGCCCUAAUUUGCAUAGGUCACCGCCUAUUAUUUCCCAUAUAAGGUAAAAAAUGUGCGGUGCGCAACAGGCAGCUGGAGGCGGAGAUGGCAACGCGCAAGGGCAAGACUGAGGAGCAGCUGGACAACAAACGAAAGAAAAAGUUCAAUUCUACUGAAAUAGAGGUGCUUUUACAAGGAGUGAGCGAACACAAGACCACCUUAUUUUCACGUGUAUCCACCGGUCAUCAGGCCAUCCAAAAAGAGUCGGCAUGGAGCACCAUUGCAGGAAACAUAAAUGCCGUUUCCACGGAGAAACGCGCCACCGCAGAGGUUAAAAAGAAGUGUUUUGACUUAAAAUAGACUCAAAAAAAGAUUGGACUGCACCGGAGGGAUCUGGAGGAAACGGGAGGUGGGCCAUCAAUCAGAAACCAAACCAUUUCGGAAACUCUAGAAAAUAUUUCCACAAUCAUGAUGGACAAAUAAAGUCAAAAUACAUAGUUUGUGUGUGACAAUGUAUUUUUUCUGUGGUUACAUUUGAUUAGACGCUGCCUAAUUAAUACAGCAGCCCCGUGCUCUGGCUCAAGACGUGGCUGGGGGCGCAUGUCGUUAUCUGGGGGUGCUCGUGCGCAAUAGACACACCACGUUUCAUUGCGAUGUUAUGCAAGACGCAGCAGGCCAUUACGAUCCUGCACACCUGCAAGAACAGAGAAUCAAUGAUUUAUCCAGUUGGCCAAAUAAAACAUAUUUGCAAUGGAGAAUUCCUGGAUUAAUGAGAGCCUUCACAAAGAAUCAGAAUGUUUGCCUCUUAUUUUUUUGUCAUUCCAGAGCAUAAAUAAACUAAAACCUAAUAUUAAAUACUACAAAACUUACUGUACCUUUUCUGGUUUGUAGAGCAGCCUUCCACCUGCAGUGUCCAAACACAUCCAGCGUCCCUUGAGUACACCGAUGGUGCGCUCCACGCAGGAGCAUGUACGUGUGUGCUUUUGGUUGUACGUUUAUUCUUGUGGGGUCUGCAGAUUAUUCAAUGGUGUCAUGAGCCAAGGAGCCAGGGCAUAGCCUCGAUCACCUGUAAAAUAAGUUAAUGGUCACAUAACAACAUGCAAAAGGCAAGAGAUUAACAUUUUACGCACCGAUUAACCAUCCGUCACAUGCUGCGCCACGACUCAGGCGCAUUCCAACGGAGGAAUUUCGGAAAAUGUAGGAGUCGUGUGUACCUCCGGGGAAACUUGCAAGAACAUUCAGAAGGAUGUGUUGCGAAUCUGAGAUUAUUUGGAUAUUAAUUGAGCGAUACCGUUUGCGAUUGAGGUAGGGAAAUGGAUGAAGGAAUUGGGAUUUGAAUAUAUAUUUAUCGAUGGAGUGUAUUUUAGUUGUUUUGAUGAUAAAUAAUUGUUGUGAUAUUUUAUUUGCACUACAUUUUUUGGGAUCAGGUUGCAAAAUCCAUCAUGAGGGCGAUUGUGCAUUGAAAGUGCAAGCUUUGCUUGUGCGUAAGAGUCCUCCUGAGCGUUCGUAGAAUUUGUUCUUAGAUUUAAGAACUGUGAGUUGAGAACACGUUUCGUGAAUGCCAAAAAUCUUCGUAAGAAGGCUUUAAGAACACAUUUGUGCGUAAGAACGUUUCAUGAAUGAGGCCCAACGUUCUUUUUAAAAUUACGUGUGAGACAGCCGUACGACAAAUGCUGCCAUCUUCAGUCAAGUUGGUGAUCGAGGCUAUGCCCUGGCUCCUUGGCUCAUGACACCAUUGAAUAAUCUGCAGACCCCACAAGAAUAAACGUACAACCAAAAGCACACACGUACAUGCUCCUGCGUGGAGCGCACCAUCGGUGUACUCAAGGGACGCUGGAUGUGUUUGGACACUGCAGGUGGAAGGCUGCUCUACAAACCAGAAAAGACGACUACAAGCUGAUUGGUGGUCAAGAGGAACGUCACCCUCAGUUUCAGGAGGGGAGCUCCACUUUGCAGCAGGAGCCCCCCCGCGUUGAAGAGGAAGAGGAGGAGCCACAGCCUCCCCGCAUUAAAGAGGAGGAGAAGGAACUCUGGACCACUCAGGAGGGAGUGUGUCUUCCAGGGCUGGAGGAGGCUGAUCUCACCAAGUUGCCACUGACUGGUGUCUCUGUGAAGACUGAAGGCCUUGAAGACAAACCACCUGAGUCCUCACAGCUUCAUCACAGUCUAAGUGAGAAGAACAGAGGGGCGGAGACUCCAAGCAGCAGCAGCUCACUGCAGCACAUGACAACAGAAGCUGAUGGAGACCACUGUGGAGGAUCACAAGCUCCGCUGUCAGUCACGUCACACUCUCCUGAGGAUGAAGACAGGGACCACACCCAAGGACCUCUGAGCAGCGAUACAGACUGUGAAGGCGAUGCGAGGACUCACACUGACGAUGCACAAUCUGAAUGCCCUAAUAAGGGGGCGGUUAAAGAACGCUUUAUUUGCGCAGUUUGCGGUGAAAGUUAUUCUUAUAAGAGCGCUUUGACUCGACACACACGGACACACACAGGAGAGAGACCGUUCUGUUGCUCAGUCUGUGGCAUAAGACUCUCUCAGAAGUGGGAUUUGACUCAACACAUGCGGACGCACACGGGUGAGAAACCCUUCGGCUGCUCAGUUUGUGGCGAAAGAUUCUCUCGAAAGACGAACUUGACAACACACGCGAGAACACACAGCGGGACGAGACCUUAUGGUUGUUCGGUUUGCAGCGAGAGAUUCUCUCAUAAGAGCAAUUUGACUCGACACACGCGGACGCACAGUGGAGAAAAACCCUUUGGUUGCUCAGUUUGUGGCGAAAGAUUUAUUUGUAAGUCUGUAUUGAUUGCGCACAAAGCCGCGCACACUGGAGAAAAACCUUUUAGUUGUUCACUUUGUGGGGAUACAUUUGCUCACAAGACCACUUUGAAUCGACACACGAGAUCGCACACUGGAGAUAAACCCUUUGUUUGCUCCGUUUGCGGUGCGAGAUUGUCUCAUAAGUGGGAUUUGACUCGACACAUGCGGACACACACGGGAGAAAAACCCUUUAAGUGCUCGGAUUGUGGGAAACAAUUCUCUCAAAAGAAGUACAUGUCGGCACACCGUACAACGCACACAGGAGAAAAACCUUUCAGUUGUUCAAUGUGCGGCAAGCUCUAUUCUCAAAAGUCCAAUAUGUUGGCGCACAAGAGAACACACGCUGGAGAAAACCCCUUAAAGUGCUCAGUUUGUGGCGAGAAAUUUGCUGAAAGUCCUUCCUUGAGCGUACAUAUGGAAACGCACAAAGAACAGAAAGCUUUCUGUUGUUCAGUCUGUGGUAAAGGAUUCUCUCGAAAGGCAUAUGUGAUGUCGCACAUGCGGACACACACGGGAGAAAAGCCUUUCACUUGCUCCGUUUGUGAUAAAAGAUUUACCCAAAAGGUGCACUUGCUCUCACACAUGAAAACACACACAGGAGAAAAACCAUACUCUUGUUCACUUUGUGCAAAAAAAUUCACGUGGCGUGCCACUUUCAUAGCACACAUGCACACGCACCACAAAUAACCUUUUUCUCGGACAAUUUGUGCAAAAAAUAUAUAUAUAUACAGUCAAACUUGUCUAUAGCGGCCACUAGAGGGAGUCUGCAAAAGUGGCCGCUAUAGACAGGUUGGCGUCCAGUUUGAAUGUUGACCAGUAGAGGAAAAAAAGGGAAAAAAAUAAUAAUCAUAAUGUUGACCAGUAGAGGGCACUGCGGACUGCUGAUAAAACUUGUACAGCACUACUAGGCUUGUUAUUUUUGUUGUAGCGUCGCUGGGAGCACGUCCUGUUCCCAGCCUACUUUGUGGUACUGUUUUGGUGCAAAUGCUCUUAAAGUUACAUGUUUGACCAGGAAAUAGCAAGCUCAAAAGAAGACGGCUUUUUUAUGUGGAACAACUGACAGUUUGUGUGGAUCUUGUGAAUGAUUGUGACUGAGCUAGGACUCAGUAAUUAAAGUCUACACACAACGCCUUCAUUGAUUGGAAAAACAAAACUUUUUCGUGCAUGAAGCUUCUACUUGAGUUGAUAAUUUGGCUGCUAUAUGCGGUCAGAUAUUGACCAAGGGAGACAAAAUGGGUGGCCGCUGGCCGCGUUGGACAGGUGACUGCUAUACACAGGGUCUAUAACAUGUAAAUUUGCUGCAGGGGAUUUUUCAGUGGCUGCUAUAGGCAGGUGGCUGUUCUAUAAAGGUGGCCGUUAAGACAGGUUUGACUGUAUUUGUGUCUGUGUAUGCUCUCAGUCGUACAGGAGUUGUCCAUCGAGGGAAAGGCUUCUUGAGACGUCAUCUGUACUUCUGUGAAGAAGAUGUCGGACGUUUCGCUCCUCAUCCGAAGAGCUGCAACGUCUGAAUUUUUUUAUUCAAAUAAAUAUUGUGAUUGAUAUGUUAUAUGUAGCCAUCUUUAAAUGGUAUGGCUAUUUAGCAAACAGAUGUAGCUUAACUAUGUAAACAUUUGGUGUGCCUAGUCUGAAUAAUCUCUGAGUAAUUGAGAGUAAUGUAAAAAGUGUUGCAACGGU